AUGCCUCCCACAUUCGCAGGCCUAACGGGCAAGAAAUUGUCCCUGGCAAUCUCAACCGUCGCAACAACCGGCUUCCUCCUCUUCGGCUACGACCAAGGUGUCAUGUCCGGCAUCAUCGACGCAGACCCCUUCCACGACUACUUCCCCGAGACAAAAGACAGCACCAUGCAAGGUUUCGUCACAGCUAUUUACGAAAUCGGUUGUUUGCUAGGUGCCAUGUUCAUCCUCUGGAUCGGUGAUCUUCUCGGUCGUCGAAGAGCUAUGAUCAUGGGCGGCUGGAUCAUGAUUCUUGGUGUUAUCAUCCAAGUUACUGCCGUCAAGGGACACUCUGCUCUUGCGCAACUUGUGGUUGGUAGAACGAUUACUGGUGUUGGUAAUGGAAUUAAUACUUCCACUAUCCCUACCUACCAGGCUGAGUGUUCUACUACCUCCAACCGAGGUCUUCUCAUUUGUAUUGAAGGCGGUAUCAUUGCUUUCGGUACUCUUAUCGCAUACUGGAUCGACUACGGUUGCUCGUACGGUCCCCAGGACCUUACAUGGCGUUUCCCAAUUGCUUUCCAAGUCGUUUUCGGACUCAUCGUCUGUCUCGGCAUGGUCUGGCUCCCAGAAUCUCCUCGCUGGUUGCUUACACACGACCGCCACGAAGAAGCUGAAAAAGUCAUUGCAGCUAUCCGAGGCUUCGAGAUCGACAGUGAUGAAACACGCGCUGAACGCGACCGAGUCGUCGAUUCUAUCCGUGCUUCCGGUUUCGCAGCUUCCAAGUCCACACCCGUCAAGGCUCUGUUCACCGGUGGAAAGACACAGCAUUUCCGCCGUAUGCUUCUCGGCGCUGGAUCGCAAUUCAUGCAACAAGUCGGUGGCUGCAAUGCGGUUAUUUACUACUUCCCCAUUCUCUGCACUGAUAUCUUUGGCGACAAGAACUUUGCUCUUCUGCUCGGUGGCGUCAACAUGAUUGUGUACUCCAUCUUUGCUACAUCAUCUUGGUUCCUCAUUGAACGGGUUGGUCGUCGCAAGUUGUUGCUCAUCGGUACCGCUGGACAGAUGCUUAGCAUGUUCCUCACCAUGGGAUUCUUGAUUCCCGGUGGUAGUGAUCCUGGUACCAAUGCGCCUCAGAUUUCCAAGGGUGCUAUUGCUGGAUUGUUUACGUACAUUGCUUCGUUUGGUGCUACGUGGUUGCCUCUUCCCUGGUUGUAUCCCGCUGAAGUCAACCCCCUCAAGACCCGCGGCAAGGCCAACGCUACAUCGACCUGCACAAACUGGCUGUUCAACUUUGUCAUUGUCAUGAUUGUUCCCAUCAUGAUCAGCAACAUUCACUGGGGAACAUAUUUGUUCUUUGGCUGUGCGAACGCUACAUUCUUCCCCAUCCUGUACUGGUUCUACCCCGAGACCGCCAACCGAUCUCUCGAGGAAAUCGACAUCAUCUUCGCCAAGGGCUACGUCGAAAAGAUCUCAUACGUCAAGGCUGCCAAGGAGCUUCCUUUCCUUACACAUGAGGAGGUUGAGCGCGAGGCUAUUCGACUGGGUCUUGUUGAUGAGGCUGGUCGGGGUGGUAUGAUGGAGAAGCCUAAUGAGGAGAGCGGUACUGUCCGUGAUGAGUCUGGCUUCAACUCUGAGAAGUCUUAA
Fusarium coffeatum is the source of this 1623-nucleotide messenger RNA. RefSeq lists its product as uncharacterized. The record is from RefSeq and is a predicted model, not a curated record. Gene Ontology annotation, biological process: transmembrane transport; carbohydrate transport. Gene Ontology annotation, cellular component: membrane. NCBI's taxonomy places the organism in Eukaryota, Fungi, Ascomycota, Sordariomycetes, Hypocreales, Nectriaceae. Gene Ontology annotation, molecular function: carbohydrate:proton symporter activity. Bases 1 to 1623 code for a protein of 540 amino acids. The transcript is spliced from 2 exons.